CUCUCCCUCUCCCUCCCACUCUAAUUUCCUUUUCCCUUGCUUCCGCGGCGUGAUCGACACACUCACUCACUCGCUUGGGACUUGCGGGCGCUGGGCUCCUCGCUCUCACUCCCACCCUCUCUGUGCUCUACUGUAAGUUCAUCUCAUAGACUACAUUUCCUUUCUGUUUUGAUUUCUCGACUGUAGCCCCGUCGCUCUGGGUUCCCCUUUUUGCCUGUUGUUACCGCUUCGUUUGCUUCCGACGCUCCGCCGUGCCGAGGUUUUGCAUUUUCCCGCUCCUUUCCUUGUUCAGCGUUAGGGUUUCCGUAUUGUUGAUUCCCGACCCACAUUGCUAUUUUCUCUUCUCCGCAAACGCCGAAAAUUCAAGCGGCCGUCCACUCUAGUGACCUGCAUGUGAUUUUCAUGGGUCGGGAUUGGAAUCUUUUUGUGUUUGGAUGAUGUACCUCUGGGUUUCUGAGACCCGUCUUUCAAAUUGUGGGAAUUGCAGUUGUGUUCGCAUGUGCUAUAAGGUCGUUGCUUUUCAUGUUUAUUUAUCGAACUUGAGCCUCUGAUUCUUUUCAGUUGAUUCCCCUUCCAAUUCGGCAUUGAGGGUUCUCAACUUGGAACGGGAACACUGAGGUUUUAGUUUUCGCUUUUCCCUCUUUACUUUCUUAUGGUGCUAGGGUGGUAGUGAGGGAUUUCUCUUUGGCCAAUCAACCAUGCCGGUAAAUCCCAGAGUGCUUAAAGUCUUCCAGACCAUGGGGGAGAUGGGAUUCACGGAGGAUGUAGUGAAGCCUGUAUUGAAAAGGCUUCUGAAGUUGUACAAUAAAAAGAUCUCAUUAAUUGAAGAAGAUAACUACCGGGUUCUUCUGGACGCUCUACUUGAGGAGCAGGAGGCAUCGGGAAACAAGAAGCCGGUCGAUGUAAGUGGUGAGGAAAGUUUUGAGGAAGAUGCUCAGGAUGAAGAACCUCCUCCACGACCACUAAAACGGCUUCGUCCAUUGCGCUUAAGAGACCAAGAAGGAAUGGUGUCCCCUUCAUCUGGAAACCACAGCCUCCAAACCAAUGGAAAUUUGCUGAAGCAGCCAAAACGGGAGGAUACAGAUCCACCUUCCACAAGUUCCACGCAGAGAAGUCCAUCUCCCCAACAUGCUGCUACAAGUGCAGCCAGCCAGCCUUCGUCUGCACAGAGAAGUUCAUCGCAGCAACAAGUAACUGACAGAACUCGUAAACAAAGGAAAAAAGCCUAUGUCAUCUCAGGGUCCUGCUAGAGAUAAAAGGCACCUUGCUUCAGGAGAAAAAUCCAUACGUCUUGGUUCUCCACUUAAGCGAAAACUGCCUGACAUCAGUGCCCUGAUUGUACCUAAAGAUGAGCCAGUAACCGAGGAGAUGCCUCUCAACGAGCUUCCUCUUGCAGUAAUAGGGCCCGAUUCGAGCAAUGGUAAUAAUGCUGAUCUUGGAGACCAAACUAGCAAGCCCUCUUCUAACUUGGAAAUCGCUUCAUCCCCUUCAGGAGAGGAAAGGGGGGUAAUCAGUGAAACACAUUAUGAGUUGAAGAAUUCUGAUGCUUCUACUGCUCUUUGCCUUGUGGGCACCGAUGGAAAUAAUGAGGCCCCAUCUGAUGUAUCUGUUGAUCCAGAGCCUCAAGUUCCAAAGUUGGUUCAUUCCUUGAGUAAGCAUGUGAUCCCCAAUGGUGGUGAUGUAAAUGGCUUUGGAUCAAGAUCAGGAGACCCCGAAUCUUGCAGCUUAGCAGUCGUUCCACGAUAUCAGACAGGUCGUGAUGAGUUAAGGUCUCUUCAUGACUCAAAUGACAUCACUAAGGGAGAAGAAGUAGUUGAGAUUCCAUGGGUUAAUGAAGUCAACAAUGAGUGCCCACCAUCCUUUCACUAUAUACCAGGAAACCUUGUGUUUCAAAAUGCCUAUGUCAAGUUCACUCUUUCUCAGAUCACGGAAGAUCAUUGUUGUACAUCUUGUAUUGGGAAUUGCCUUUCUUCAUCAUCUCCUUGUGUUUGUGUUGCUGAAACUCUGUAUGGGUUUGCAUACACAGCAGAUGGUCUUCUCAAAGAUGACUUCCUGCAAGAAUGCAUCUCCAUGACUCGGGAUCCGCAGCUACAAUCCAUAUCCUCCUGUAUGGAUUGCCCAUUGGAGAGAUCCAGAAAUGAAGAAAUGUUAGAGCCAUGCAAAGGUCACCUGAACAGGAAAUUUAUAAAGGAGUGCUGGAGAAAAUGUGGCUGUCAUAAGCAGUGUGGAAAUCGAGUAGUACAACGAGGUAUCAGGCGCAAGUUGCAGGUAGUUUUCUUCACAACUGAUGGAAAGGGAUGGGGUCUUAAAACCCUGGAGAAACUGCCGAAAGGUGCAUUUGUUUGUGAAUACAUUGGAGAAAUUCUGACCAUCAAAGAACGGCAUGAGAGAACCAUGCAAAACUCAAGUAUUACCAAGACUGAGAACCCCCCUUCAGUUCUGUUGGAUGCGUAUUGGAACUUGAAAGGGGCUCUAAAGGAUGAAGAGUAUCUCUGUUUGGAUGCGUCGUUCUAUAGUAAUGUUGCCAGGUUUAUUAACCACAGGUGCCUUGAUGCCAAUCUAAUUGAGAUCCCCGUUAAGAUUGAAACCCCGGACCAUCACUAUUAUCACCUGGCCUUCUUCACAACAAGAGAGGUGGAUGCCUUGGAAGAGUUGACUUGGGAUUAUGGCAUCGACUUCGAUGAUGACAAUGAUCAACCCAACAAGAAAUUUCAGUGCAAGUGCGGUAGCAAGUUCUGCAGGAACAUGAAGCGACCAAGCAGAUCGAGGCCUCUGGCCAGGUGAUCAUGGGACGAGAAACGGACAAUUUGCAAAGCCUUCAUCCUUGGGGGCUAAGAUGGUUACACUGAUCCGAGUUCGUGCUCAUCUUUUCCAGUCUUCUUAUCUGUGGUGCUUAUUAGGAAAUCAGGAGUUAGGAUUUGAUUUUAGCCAUGUAAAUCUUGUUUGGUUAUGACAUCUGUACAUUCGGCAUUCCUCAGGCAUAUGUCCAUUAUGUGUUUUGCUACUCUGAACUGAGCUCAGAAGUCGUAGAUUAUCGUUAUAAUUCUAAACGACUAGUUACUUGCUGAUAAAAAUAAUCAAUCAAUGCAUAAAUUAAUAUGGAUAAGGAAACAAAAAGAAACUAACAGCUUAACACAAAAAAAAAAUUGAAACUGGAAAGGAAAGAAAGGUGCAGGAGUUUUGGGGUCAGUUUGUGGAGUUAGUCGUAGUCGGGAUCCAUUACGUUCUUGCUGCGGUCAGUAGCUGCUACUUGGCGCAGCUUCUUCAUGUGCUGAGUCCUCGCCUUGCUCAACCAAGACGCAGGCGAUUGGGUGAGUUUCUUCUGGAUCAGCCUUUGCUUGCUCCCCUCGGUAUAUAGCGAGCCAUCCUCGUCGGGCUUCCACUUCAGUUCUGGCUUGUAAAGAAGACAAGACUUCACUUCUUCCCUCUCUACGUCAUAGGCCAUAACCGUCGGCUUCUCACCCACCAGCUUCUUCUUCGCCGCAAUCUUCGACUUGAACAUACUCUGCAGCUGCUUGUUCACCUUGAUGUGCUCUGCUAACGUUUCUCUUCCUAGAAAUCCCUCUAGAAAUGCCAUCUGCGACCUCUCCGACCACGUUGUCAACAUCACGCCCUCCUUCCUCGUCACCUCCAAACUCUUGCAAGAGCUGCCUUCUUCGAAGAACCUAGCCACCAACGCUAGCCUGGAAGCCGCGAUGUUCUCUUGUUGCUCUUUUCCCUCUUCAUCAUCGGUUGCUUCCAUCGCAAGCAUCCUCUCGUUCAGUUUUUUAGCAAUGUCGUGUUUGGAUGGGUGAGAUGAUGAAGAAGAUGAAGACGAUGACGACUCUCCUCGUGCUCCACCGUUAUCGUCCACAGCAGCAGAGUUGGGAACACUCAUGAGCGAAUCAAUCUCGAAGACGAGAGCUAGUGCCUCGGCUGCUGCAAGGACGACGGAUUCGUUGUCGUGGCCCAGAAGAUGGAAGAAGCAAGGAAUUGCUGUUAGCCAGUGGGCUCGGCUGAUACCACAAUGAUCGCUGGACAGAAUGAAGCACCAAGAUGAUACGGCAGCUGCAACAAGUUCUGGUGAAUGCUCUUUCUUCUUCCCUUGGCCAUCGUCACUAGAAUCGUGGAAAAAGCAGGCCCAAAUCAUGGCCAUUGAUUCCAGCCUGUGCUCCGAGAGAUAUCCUCCGAAGAAAGUGAGGACAGCCAAGCACUCGAGGACCUGAGCGGGCGGCUUCAACUUGGAGCUGCUCGAUUUCACAGCGUCAAACAGCUUCGGGGCGGAAUCGCGAUAGAUCUCGUGAGCAGCGUCCAUGUCAUCGAGGAUCAUCGCCACCAGCCCAAUCGCACGCGCCGCCAUCAAGAGCUCCGCCGCCGACCGCCCCUUUUUGACGACGCGGAGGCACUGGUCCACCAAGCUCAUCCGAUUCGAGUCGAGGAACUCCUCGUCCCGCUUCAGCAUUCUGGCCAGCUCCUGGACCAUGCCUUCCAGCGCCGCCUCCCUCGCCCGCGCCUUGUGCUUCUCCGAGUCGGCCAGCUGGUCCAGGUACCCGGCCAGGGUGUUCCGCCGCGGUGCCGAUUUCAUCUUGACCUCCUCCACAACGGUGCCGCGCGAUUCGCAGAGCAGAUUUCGGCCCUUCUAGUUCUCUGUUG
Molecule: messenger RNA, 4632 nt
Organism: Linum tenue
Lineage: Eukaryota; Viridiplantae; Streptophyta; Magnoliopsida; Malpighiales; Linaceae
Source: the annotation of a GenBank genome assembly